Messenger RNA from Oxyura jamaicensis (ruddy duck), 2732 nucleotides. It is a transcript of the gene MKKS, whose product is annotated as McKusick-Kaufman syndrome. NCBI's taxonomy places the organism in Eukaryota, Metazoa, Chordata, Aves, Anseriformes, Anatidae. Gene Ontology annotation, molecular function: ATP binding. Bases 851 to 2566 code for a protein of 571 amino acids. The record is from RefSeq and is a predicted model, not a curated record. The transcript is spliced from 6 exons. Gene Ontology annotation, biological process: chaperone-mediated protein complex assembly; protein folding; intracellular transport. Gene Ontology annotation, cellular component: kinociliary basal body; cytoplasm; nucleus.
CAGCAGUACAGGGAAAGCGGAGCAGUGUGAGUACAGGAGAGUGCAGAAUAAGACGAGCAGCAGGGGUGUUUGGCAAAGCAGUCAGGGAACUGAGGCAAGGAAGAUCUCGUGAACGUGUUUUGGUGAGGAUACCAGCGUCUACCUGCACGAAGGCUCAGCCAGGUAGAUGCCACUUUACAAUGGGCCUUAAAACCUUCUGGAAGAGCUACAAGGUCCUGAUUGUUAUGGGAGCUGGCCUUGGGCUGGUGCACUGGGGGUGGUUUCACAUCAAGUCCAGCCCCAUCUUCCAAGUGAAGACAGAGGACUUUGUGCGAGAGCCUGCGAUUGUGGCAUAUGUGAUGCAAAAAGAGAAAAAUAAAGAAAAAUAGCUUUAGGGCUAUUUGUUGUAGAUAUAAGUAGCUUUGAAAAUUUUUCACCUGUGAGUGUUGCCAGAAGAAGAGAUGAGGAAAGCUAGCUGGAGUAGAAAGAACCUUCUACUUGUGGCAGGACUGUCAUUUAUAGGUGUCCAUUUUGGAACCAUGCUUGUGAACUUUGUUGCAAAAAAAUCUGUUCGAUCACAUUCAGACACUAAAAAAGAUGAUCAUUGUGAAUGAAAUAGCUUAUUGUUGUCAUUAUAUAAAUUUCACAAUUUAAGCCUCAUUUUAAGAGAUGGAUCCUGAGCGGAUAAUCAGAUGUACUUAGCAUACCGUUUCACAUUGAAAAUAGUAAUCCUUGGCUACAAAGAUUAAAUUGUAGUAAUUUGAAUUUAAUGUACUGUGAAUUAAAUUUUGAUUUUAAAGUGCUGUGAAUUCUAGAUCCAAGUAAAAACAAAAUCUGAUUUGGAGGCUGGAAUUAAAAUGUUAAUUUGAAAAUGUCUCGUCUUGAAGCUAAAAAGCCUUCAUUAUUUAUUAGUGACCCUUUAACUAAGGAUACAGUUAGCCAGUCACUGUCUCUGUUAAAUAGGAUAUUAAAAUCUUGCUAUGGUCCUGCUGGUAGACUUAAGCAACUCCACAAUGGUGUGGGAGGCUAUGUAUGCAUAACUUCACAAUCUUCAGCCAUACUUGGCCGUCUUUCUGUCAGUCAUCCUGUGUUAAAGGUUUUAACAGCCUCUGUACAGAACCACAUAGCCCGCUUCAGUGACUGUGGCUUAUUUACUGCUAUUCUUUGCUGUAGCUUGGUUGAAAACUUUAAAAGCCUACAUGUUCCAUCUUGCACUGUCAUUAAAAUAUGCAAACAUCUUUUGAGUUUGUGUACUGACUACCUCAAAUCUGAGGCCUGUGGUUGCCGAGUAUCUGUGGAUUUUAGCAAUCUCAAGACUCUUCUUUGUUUGGUACGCAGCAUAUUAACAAGCAAACCCGCUUGCAUGCUUAAUGCAACAGAAGUUGAUCAUCUCACCAUGCUAAUAGUAAAGGCUUUCAUGUUUACUAUUCCAUCUCGUGUUGAGACUAAGGCUGUUUUAGGGAAGUGUGUAACAGUGCCUGUGAAAGGUAGAAGAGUUCUGGAUUCUACAGUUCUUCCUGGACUACUGAUAGAAACACCAGAAAUUCAAUUUGCAGAACUAAUUUCAGUCAAAAGAAUUUCUUCUGACACUAUCAAGAUAGCACUUUUCUGUGUGUCCAUGUCAGGAGACCUCUUCAACCCUGAAGAAGGAACGAUAACGGUCCAUCACAAAAUUUCUCUAGAAAUGUCAGAGCUGAAUCAGUUGCUUAAUGUAGGAAAGCAGCUGGUUAAUGAUGAGGUGGGCCUUGUAGUGUGCCAGAAAGUUAUCCAUCCAUCAUUGAAACAGUAUCUGAAAGAGAAUCAAGUCAUGGCUGUGGACAGAGCUGGGCUAUCUGUGAUGGAACCUCUGAGUCAAAUGACAGGUUCCAAGCCUAUAGCUUCCAUACAUUCAUUUUCUCCCAGUUGUUGCGGCAGUUUGAAGGAUGUAUGCACUAAGAGUUUUGGCUCAAAACAUUUUGUCCAUCUAAUUCCUAAUGACACAGUUGUCUGCAGCUUGGUACUCUGUAACAGAAAUGAAACGACGUGGGAUGAACUGAAGCGUGCCUGUGAAACUGCAGAGCAUGUGUUACAGUUAACAAUUAAGGAACCCUUGGCUUUGUUAGGAGGCGGCUGUACAGAAAGUCAUUUGGCUUCAUAUAUAAGAUACAAGACUUGUGGUCUGUCCACUAGCAGCUUUAAAGAUGCAGAUUGUUCUCAGACACAAUACCAGUUGAUUGCUGAUGCUUUUUGCCGCUCCCUGGAGUCUGUAGCUUGCUCUCUGAGUCAUGAUGAUGAAAUUCUCACAGACACGGUUUAUGGACACUGUUGGCUUGUCCCAUCAGGUUUUCCGACUGCCUCUAAUUGGUCAGAUUUACUCUCAAAAUGUGGCUGCGGAAUUAACAGAAAUACUCAGAAUCUCAAAUGGAGGCUUUUGCGACCCCACUUUGGCUCUCCAACUAUACAGAGCUGCCCAAAAGAGCCUUCAGUAGAUGCUGCUGACUUGCUGACACUGGACUGUUUUGCUGCAAAGUACAGUGGCCUACAAGUAGCUGUGGAGACGGCCAAUCUGAUUUUGGAUCUCUCAUGCAUAAUUGAAGAUCAAAAUUAGCUCUAUGACACGAAUUGUGUUGCACAGUGAGAUACUUAAUCAUACAAUCACAGAAUGAUUUGGGUUGGAAGGGAACUUAAAGCCCAUCUAAUUCCAACCCCCUGCCAUGGACAGGGACACCUCCCACUAGAGCAGGUUGCCCAAAGCCCCAUCCAAGCUGGCCUUG